CUGGUUGGCACCGCUUCAUGAUCUACGUGACGGUGGCGGACUCGGAUGCAUUCUCUGAGACAUUCGCGAAGCUCCACGAGGACCUGCGCAGCGCUGGCAGUGACGGCGGACCGCCGCAGCCGCUUCCGUCGAUAGACGAGAUGUACAUGACGCUUCGGAAACUUCCAGGAGUCCGCAAGGCGGUGGAAAGUGAGAUCAAACGCAAUGGCGUCGCGCGGGUCAGUCAACUGCGGCAGGAACGGCAGCGACGCCGCGUUAUCCUGGACAAUCAACUUGCACACAUUCGAUUGCGUCGAGAUCAAAUGCAUAUCCAUGCAGAAGAAGUCAAACACGCCAUCGAUAUGCAGGUUGCCGCCAUGGACCACCGCGUUGCCAGUUUGCAAGCUGUAGCCUUGCGGAGGUUGCAAGUGCUGCUCUUUGAAUGCCUCGGCGAGAUUCAAAAAGCUAUUGCAAGGGCGCAGCAGCGAGUGGAAACCCAGGAGACGAGCGUCGACUUGAUGACAGCAACUUGCGAGCUCAACCACGCAUGGGCCAUCUUCUCGAAGCGGUGCGAAGAGUUCUUUAACAUCACAUCCGUGGUCGAUGUGCCGCCCAAGGUGCUCACCACGAAUGCGACGUAUGUGGAAAAUCCUGUCUUUCAGUCGUGGGUGUCGGCCCUCGCCCCAUUCUUGUCCAAGCACUUGGACUUGCCUCUAGCGCCAGCCACAUUAGCUUCCCCCGAGCUAUCUAUCACGCGAAUUUUGGCCGUCAAAUCGAGCCACGCUAGCCCAUCGAAAUGGCCGUCAAACGCCCACAACAAGACCCAUAUCAUAGUGCCACGGCACCGACAGCCGCUGGACGGCCCCGAACCAAGUGACCGCAUGUCGACGCAAUACGAGGCUCUGUAUGACUUGCUUGAGAUCGCAUCUGCCCGACAUCUAAAGCGGCCAAAGUCCAAAGGCAAGUUGAAGACCGUCCAGCCAUCGCUCUUCCCCGACGGAUUCACUUGCACCACUCCGUUGAGCUCGUCCACUAUUCGAUGGCUUCCCCAAGUUGCCCACGGGGCGUUGCAAGUGCCAACUAACGGAUGCAUCUACUACUGCCUCAACGAUUUGCAAGCCCGGCCGAGCGAUGGAUGUGGGAACAAAACACACGUGUCCCUCUCGCUCGCUCGCAUCGCCUCGCCCAACCUCCAGCAAAACGCGGCGGUUGCCCGAACGGAAGCACUCGCCGCUCGAUACGUCCCCUCGCUGUCCGGGACACCAGCAGACUCUGCCGGUCCGUUUCAAGUCGAUCACGUCUUUCCCCACGAUCAUGUUGUGCGUGCAAUCCCUCUGGAUGCAAUGGGCAGACGCCAAUCCGCUCCUACCACCAAUGGCCCCGACAGUGUCGACGAAGGAGUCGAGUCGCUGCAUUUUGCCCCUGCAAAUGUGUCGCACUUGAUCCAGUCGGCAACAUUCACCGACAUGGCCCAGAUGCUCGCCCCCGAGUCUCAAAUGAACCUUCACCUGCGAUAUCCGCCAGAAACGUUUGCGCUGCACACGCUGCAACACUUGUAUGUGGCUGUGCCCGCCACCCGACAGUCGGCGCCAACGUCGACUCCACGUGGGCGGCCGUCGACGUCGGCCUCUAGCCGCCGAAAUCCCCUCCUCGAGAGCAUUCUUUACCCGAUAUCCGCUGACGCGAUGCGAGUGCUCAUCUCGACGUACGUCAUUCGAGAUCCCAAGGUGAUGGCGGACGGUGGCAUGGCGAGCUUGUUUUCGCUCUACCGGCCAAGUUUCGGAUCCGACGCAUCGUAUUGCGUCGUUGAGAAUCCUGGUUUUUUGCGGCCCGCGCCUGCAUCCGUCAGCUCUCCUUCAGACGAUCCAUCGAUGCUCGUGGUUCAAUACACGACACAAGCUGUGCCCGCCCCUUUGCAGACUUCACGUCCCAAAGCUCCACCGUCGUCCGUGCUGGGCACGUUUUGCAGCUGGCGAUCGUGCUUGGAUGAGGCAACAGUCGGGACGACGCGGCUUUGCGAUUCCCACGCUCGCCUCGAGGCGAUGCUGACACCGGAAGAACGAGUCCAGGUUUUAGGUAGUGCCAGCCGUCAGUGUCCUGCCGCCACGGCCAUGGCCCCGGCGAUGGAAAUCCGUCAAAUCAAACACUCGAGUUCGCUGCUCGAGGAACUCCUGAACCAGCAACUUCGAACGACGUUGGAGACGUUUUUGGACAAAGUGGCGGCCGACGGAUCGAAUCGUGCGCUACUUGCCGACGUCGCUGGAGCAAUCGCCGCUCGGAUCGAUUCUCCAGGCAGAGAUGCCGCCACGAACGAAGCGUUCGACGAAAUAGAAAUGCUCGAACAAGUGCUGCAAGUAGAGCGCGCCGCGACUGACGAAGUCAGGAUGCUUGUGGCAUUGGGCGUGUAUCCGACCGCCGAGUUGGGCCUGCUGCGUCAAAAGGUAAACCAGACCCACACACCAUUGCAGGCCAGCCAGCGCAAACUCAUUUUGCUUCGCACCCGCCGACAAGAGGAAGAGGAACGACAGGUCAAGCUGAAAGGCAAGCGGCCAGGUCUUGCUGCGUCCAAGUCAUGUCCGAGUGUGUCCAAAGGCCACGAGCAAGUCUCGAAAGCCAAGAAGCGUCGGGAUAGCUCCAAGAAAUACACAGAAUAAACUCGACGCCAUGAUUA
Aphanomyces invadans is the source of this 2650-nucleotide messenger RNA. RefSeq lists its product as hypothetical. The transcript is spliced from 10 exons. Lineage: Eukaryota; Oomycota; Saprolegniomycetes; Saprolegniales; Verrucalvaceae. The record is from RefSeq and is a predicted model, not a curated record. Bases 18 to 2633 code for a protein of 871 amino acids.